Fonsecaea multimorphosa CBS 102226 is the source of this 2394-nucleotide messenger RNA. RefSeq lists its product as uncharacterized. Bases 1 to 2394 code for a protein of 797 amino acids. The transcript has 3 exons. Lineage: Eukaryota; Fungi; Ascomycota; Eurotiomycetes; Chaetothyriales; Herpotrichiellaceae. The record is from RefSeq and is a predicted model, not a curated record. Gene Ontology annotation, cellular component: growing cell tip; plasma membrane; cell division site.
AUGCUGAGGCCCGCCACUCCUCUGACCGUUUUGCUGCUCAUAUCCUUCGUUUUCCUCCUGCUGUCGGUCCUCUCAACGCCUGUCAUCCACAGCAUCCCCCUCGCAACCUAUCAAGGAGUUAAUUUUGGCGUCUUCGGCUACUGCACACCAACCAAAUGCAGUGGCAUCAGGGUGGGAUAUACAACUGAUGGCCUCUUCCCCUCCGGGGACACCGACUUCAGUCUUUCCUCCUCUACCAGACACUCGUUAUCGUCCCUCCUCAUCGUCCAUCCCGUCGCGGCCUUUUGUAACUUGGUCUGUCUUGCACUGGCUGGGGCUGCUCACUUGCACUCGCCCUCUCAUUCCGCCCGCUACCUUCUAGGCCUGCUGAUUUUGCUACUGCCAACCCUCCUGGUCACUCUGCUGGCUUUCCUAGUCGAUAUAUUACUCUUUGUGCCACAUUUACAAUGGGCCGGUUGGAUUGUUCUCGCUUCCACUAUCCUCAUCGCCGCUUCAGGUGUUGUGACCUGUGCCAUGAGGCGGACUCUAGUCUCUAGGAAAGCGCGUAAGAAGAGAAUUGCCGAGAAUGCUGAAAUGAGUGGAGAGAACUACUACAAUCGACAAGCACAAGAAUCAAAGACGGUUGCGCAAACAUUUACCACAGAGCCUACUAUGCCCAUGGUUAAUGGCUCGCCUGGCGCAGACCGGCUGCCCACCUUCGCAACCUUUGAUGCAAGCCAAAAGUCUGACGAAGAGCGCCAACCUCUCCGAGCGCAAGCUCUGUCCAAUGAGCCAAGUCUGGUCACGCCUACUCGAGAUACGGCAUCGGAACGAUACUAUGGGCCUCCCUCCAGAUCGAGCAGUCGACCACCCUACAACGGGCCACGAGAUCAGUUCGGAAAUCACCCUCCGCCGCCGCCAGUGCCGUCCGCUGCAGAUGGAACCACGGUGCCAGGACAAUACAGACGAUCUGGAGACGAACCGACUCCUCCUAGUCCUUAUCGUGACCGCAGCCUGCCACCGCCGGGGCCGGGUGGUCGAGGCUAUUCGCAGCGUGGCAGAGGCACUUACCCCCCUCGAGGUGGCUAUCCUUCGCGGGGAGGCGGUUUCGGCCCCAGGGGGCUACCUCCACAAGGCUAUCCUGGCAGAGGUGGAUUUUCUACUGACAUGAGAGGCGGAUAUGGUGGACGUGGUCGAGGUGGAAUUCCGCCCGUCGCCCCUGGUGGCCCACGACGACCACCUCCAGGAUAUCCGCCCAAUGGAGUUGACAGUGCAUCAGAGAGGUAUAGUCCACCGGACGAAUACCCAGUUGCAAUGGGACCCCCGCUACCGAUGGCACCAUCGCAACAAUACAUCGAAGACAUUGAGCGGAGGUACGACAACAGGAGUCCUUCUGUCUACACUCAAGGAGAGGAGGCGCAAGGUCCAUACGGAGCGAGAGCGCAGUCCCCAGCAAGGGACAGAACAUCACCAUAUGGUAGUCGUGUUCAAUCUCCGUCGGGGACCCUCCGUCGACCUUCCCCGCCUCCAGCUAUGCCUCCAUUGCCGACUACUCGUCCCGUCGAAAUGGCCGGCACCUCAGUGCGGGACUUCAAACCUCAGAGGUCGCAGAGUCAAGAUCCCUAUGUACCUCCGCGGGCUAUUUGGAACAAUAUGUCGGGUGAUGAUUUGGAGUACCCGAGGUCACCUGGAAGACAAGGUCAAUCUCCUGUCGAGCUCCCUACAAGCGGCAGUCACGUAGGUGGGUAUAGCAGUCAACCGCGUAGACCGCGCGUCAACUCUGGAGGGAGUGAUGUCUACUAUGAAGAUGUCGACCCACGGUUCGCUUCUGACCCAGAACCGCCAUUGCCACAAAAUCCACAGCUGGAAGAACGGAACCGGAGACCUCCUCCACUUCUCAAUCCAGGACCACCCGGCCAUUACCGACCCGACUCAUACAAUGAGAUUCCCCCAACAAACUCGUAUGAGGAAUUGCCCGGUGCCCGAUCGCCGGCGGAAAGCGAGACCAGCAAUUUUACCUCCGUCAGCCAGCGCGGGGUCAAUCCCAAUUGGCGGCCUGGGCCUGGCAACGGAGGCGAGUUCAGCGGUCUGGGUCCUAUGAGGAGGCGAGAUCAUCAGACGAGGCAAGACAUGCUCCUGGCAGGUAACCCAGAUUUCGAGCUGCCCGGUUCCAUGGGGCCACCGCGUCUCCCAACACGGGGUCGUGGCGGUGGCCCUGGGAUGAGGGGUGGAAUGAUGAGAGGACCAGCUCGUGUUCCACCAGCUAGUGCCGUGGGUAGUGGUGGCGAUGGUCCCUAUCCGGUUCCCAUGGGAUCACCUCUGCCUGGAGGGCCGAUGGGACCACCCGGACCUGGGCCAGGACCAGGGAUUGCGCCGGGACCCGGGAUGGGAAUGGGAGGCAUGAGGGAGAUAUGA